AAGCGAGACGGGCUGUCACUUUCCGUGGACGGAAACCCCGAGACGACGUCAACGCAUGUUCCGGAAAGUUUCUGGCAACGACUGAAUUCUUUAUUCAUCGGGGGAAUUCCAGGCGAUUCGCCGCUGGAGUCGAGCUCGGCUCAAGAACUGUUCAAAGCCCCAGCGCCAGAAUCUCAUGGGUUCUUUGGUUGCGUGCAGCCCAUAGUAUCCGCUAGCGGAGAAAUCCUAGACGUUUUGGGUGCCGCCGUGGACCGAAGGAAUUUGGCUUCAUGCGACGGACGAUGAGCAUUUCUUUUUUUCUGAGGUGCUGCAUCUUACGGCAUAGAUGGCUGUUCAAACGAUGCUGAGCGAGCAUAGAAACCGGCACAUCCGAAAUCCUGAUUUUUUGUGGGGAAAAUGAGGGUUUUUCUCUGUUGGUCCGGCGAAGAAGCAUCGUGUGAUUUCUUUGGAUGAGAAGAACAUGCACAAAUGCCUGAAUCUUUAGAAGCACCCACUGUUCUCAUCGCGGGAGGGGAAUUUUCGGUCGGCCCGCAUUGGGCCAGAACAAACCACCGAGUGGCACGACGACGGCGCCGCCGCCUUCGAAGCAACGAAAAGAAUGUUGUUCAAAGUUGCGUCCUCGUCCUUUUCCAGAUUUGUUUUCUUCUUCGGGCAAUUAUUUUCAACUGUCGUGCUUUCGACUAUGUACUAUGAGUUCAAUGAUAUGAAGCAAGUUGAAGGGAAAAGGUUUAGAUGGAAUAGUUUGAGCAUACGCCUCGCACUGCAAUCGCUGUUGUGGACGGUAGAUUUCCUUUCUUACUGCGCACCAAAAUACUGUAAUAUUUAAACGCACCGGCUUUACUCAUUUUCAAGUAAUUUCCAGCUGUGUGUGGAUGAAGAACCUUCGAUGCUUGAAUCGGUGAGCCAAGGAACCUCGUUCGCAUGAGUGAGUGCAUUGCGAGACUUUAAAAAGGCGCUUGCGAGGCCAGUCAGCCGAGCAGUCUUACUCAUGAAUAUUUGUACUGCACUCGACCGGAAUUAUCCAAGUUCUCUGUACUGUAUAUGCUUUAGAGCCGUAGUAAUGUAUUUCAGACCAGUGGUUGCGACUCGAACUUUAGCCAUCUUGAAAGUGGGGCAACUUAGGAAUUCUGAGGACCUCAAUGGGUAAGACAUCAUAUCAUGAAGUAAUGAGAUUCUUCUCGCCGGCGGGAUUUAUUUUACGGCCUAUUUUGUAAUCUGGAUCAUAUAUUUUGAAAAUUUCCAUCCUGCACAAGUAUUUUCACAAAUACAUGCCUUUUUGUGUGGGGAAACUCAA
Messenger RNA from Notodromas monacha, 1294 nucleotides. Lineage: Eukaryota; Metazoa; Arthropoda; Ostracoda; Podocopida; Cyprididae. The record is from the annotation of a GenBank genome assembly.